Ostrinia furnacalis (Asian corn borer) is the source of this 904-nucleotide messenger RNA. RefSeq names its product ribulose-phosphate 3-epimerase (gene Rpe). Gene Ontology annotation, biological process: pentose-phosphate shunt; carbohydrate metabolic process. The coding region runs from base 131 to 808 and encodes 225 amino acids. The record is from RefSeq and is a predicted model, not a curated record. The transcript has 4 exons. NCBI's taxonomy places the organism in Eukaryota, Metazoa, Arthropoda, Insecta, Lepidoptera, Crambidae. Gene Ontology annotation, molecular function: D-ribulose-phosphate 3-epimerase activity.
UCACAACAACAUCCUAACCUCUGAACUUCAGUUCUUUACUUCUUUUCAGUAACCUUGUGUUAAAUUGUGUUUAGGCGAUUAGAGGAGUAUUAUUCUUACUAGUGCCUUUCAACUCUAUAUAACUGUGAAAAUGAGUCGCAAUUUAAAAGCCCUUAUUGGACCUUCGAUUCUCAAUGCAGAUCUUUCAAAACUUUUUGAAGAAUCUCAGAAACUACUUGAUAAUGGUGCAGACUAUCUACAUUUAGACGUUAUGGAUGGUCACUUCGUGCCUAAUUUAACAUUUGGACAUCCAGUCGUGAAAUGCCUUCGCUCAAAAAUCAAGGAUGCUUUCUUUGAAACUCACAUGAUGGUUUCAAAGCCAGAACAAUGGAUAGCUUCAAUGGCUGAUGCUGGAGUAAAUCAAUAUACUUUUCAUAUUGAGCCUGUGACAAAUGUUGAGGAUGUCUGCAGAAAAGUUAGAGAAAGUGGCAUGAAGGUUGGUGUAGCAAUCAAACCAGGAACUCCAGUAUCAGAAGUAGAGAAAUACAUAUCAAUGGCAGAUAUGGUGUUGAUCAUGACUGUAGAACCUGGGUUUGGAGGUCAGAAGUUCAUGGAAAACCAGAUGGCUAAAGUGCAACAUCUGAGAAGAAACUACCCUCUUCUGGAUAUUGAAGUGGAUGGGGGAGUAGGCCCUUCUACUAUAAGCUGUUGUGCUGAUGCUGGAGCCAACAUGAUAGUCUCAGGAACAGCAGUUAUUGGAGCAGCUGAUCAAGCAGAUACUAUCAAAACACUCAGAGAUACAGUACAACUUGCAAUUAAUAAGCUAUAACAUACUAGUUACUGUUAUUUACUAAGUACAUUCCUUUUAUUGGGGAAAUAAGGUCUUCCAAUUUUGUAAAUGUUUACAAUAAAACAAUUGUUAAGA